Fulvia fulva is the source of this 657-nucleotide messenger RNA. RefSeq lists its product as uncharacterized. The record is from RefSeq and is a predicted model, not a curated record. Lineage: Eukaryota; Fungi; Ascomycota; Dothideomycetes; Mycosphaerellales; Mycosphaerellaceae. The transcript has a single exon. Bases 1 to 657 code for a protein of 218 amino acids.
AUGCCAGACGAAAGACCCAUCGUGCUCGACUUAUGCACCAAGCUCCGCACCACAGUCAGCGUCACCAUCGCGCUCACCUCUUCUAUCGAGUCCAGGCUACCACAACGCGCUGAACAACUCAGUGAUAUCAACCACCAUCUGACCGACAGCCUCUCUGCGACAGACUUCUUCAUCGCCCACCAGAAGACGCUCUCGCUACCCGAGGACAGUUUCUCCAUCACCUUUCUCCGCCAAUACAUUGCUCUUAUGACGCGGAUCCACAGCAGAUUACACCAAGUCGAGCUACUAUGUGGUCUCGUCGAUGAUAUAUCGGAUGGAGUUCUGAUUCCAUUGGAGUGCGCUGGCUGGAGGUACGACCGGGAUAAACUUCUUGCCUUCGAGCAGCGACUGAAGUCACCACUGGGCCCGUAUGCGCAGCAGCAGCUGGAUCAGGUUCGUAGUACGGUUGACUCGUUGAGGCGGAGCAGGAAUUCAGAGGAGAGACUUCGACAUGCUGGAAAGGCGAGAGAGGCAGAGGAGUGGCAGCGUGUCCUGGAGGAGCUGAAACGUUUGAGAGAGGAUGUUAGUAUCCUGCGGAAGGGGUAUGAGUUGUUCGCUCAAGAUGAAUCGCAUGCAGCUCGCGAUGAGCAGGAUGGUAGUCGAAGGCGGUCUCUGUAG